This is a messenger RNA of Cornus florida, 876 nucleotides long. RefSeq lists its product as uncharacterized. Gene Ontology annotation, biological process: microtubule-based process. Gene Ontology annotation, molecular function: dynein light intermediate chain binding; dynein intermediate chain binding. NCBI's taxonomy places the organism in Eukaryota, Viridiplantae, Streptophyta, Magnoliopsida, Cornales, Cornaceae. Gene Ontology annotation, cellular component: dynein complex. The transcript has 4 exons. The coding region runs from base 189 to 551 and encodes 120 amino acids. The record is from RefSeq and is a predicted model, not a curated record.
UCCUACAGAGAACGUACUGUCACUUCCAUCACAUAAAUAACAAAACUCGCCAGGCAAUACCACACCAGACAGAGAGAAGGAAGAGAGAGAGCUCUACAGACCACUAUCCUUUCAGUUCUACACUGUGAAAGAAAGCUCCACUAUUAUUUACCAAAUUAAAUCAAAUUGACUAAAAAAACACAACUAAAAUGAGUGAGGAGGCGAAGAGAAUCGGAGCCCGAGGUCCGAUCCCCAAGUCCACCUCAGACGAUCGGAAGCCCUCGUCGGCGGCGUCUCCACCGCCGACCGGCAAGAAAGUCAUUGUCAAGAGCGCCGAUAUGAAGGACGACGUGCAGAAGGAGGCCAUCGACAUUGCCAUCGCCGCGUUUGAGAAGCAUAAUGUGGAGAAGGAUGUUGCAGAGUAUAUAAAGAAGGAGUUCGAUAAGAAGCAUGGUCCAACUUGGCACUGUAUCGUCGGCAAAAAUUUCGGUUCUUAUGUGACUCAUGAGACAAAUCACUUUGUGUACUUCUAUUUGGACUCGAAAGCAAUCUUGCUAUUCAAAUCUGGUUGAGCGUGAUGCAAAUUUACUGGGAUAAUGACGUUGAUGAUGAUGCUACAAGCAACGGACGCUCUCUCUGAUUACAAUUAGUACGAGAAAUUAGGAGAUGGUCUCGGACAAUGUGGUCCAGUUCAAUCAAAGCUCUCUAAUUAAGAAAAGUGGACUAAUAGCCCUGUUUAGCAAUCGCUUUUGCUUAGUGCUUUUGUUUUGACCUGAAAUAGAAGUAAUGUUUCUGUUUUAGAGUGUGUUCAAUACUAUUUGGAAGUAUGUUUGGUAACGUUAUAUUUGUUGUAAGAUUUUUAGAAGCAAAAAUAUUAAAAACAUGUUUGGUUAAAAA